Echinops telfairi (small Madagascar hedgehog) is the source of this 6900-nucleotide messenger RNA. RefSeq names its product leucine rich repeat kinase 1 (gene LRRK1). The record is from RefSeq and is a predicted model, not a curated record. The coding region runs from base 100 to 6147 and encodes 2015 amino acids. Gene Ontology annotation, molecular function: protein binding; ATP binding; protein kinase activity. The transcript has 33 exons. NCBI's taxonomy places the organism in Eukaryota, Metazoa, Chordata, Mammalia, Afrosoricida, Tenrecidae. Gene Ontology annotation, biological process: protein phosphorylation.
UCAACUCAUCCAUGAGUCUGUCUACGCCUUAACCCACCCCAAGGUGGCAGUGACAGCGACAGUGGCAGCAGGAAGUGAGUCCAGUUACUUCGAGGGUUGAUGGCUGACAUGUCACGGCGACCAUGCAGCAUGUACUGGUGUGUGGGGCCAGAGGGGUCAGCCAUGUGUCCGGAGCAUGCCAUGGAGGCUCAUAACGGUAACAUGGAUGUGGGCAGCAAACCAUCUACAUCAGAUAAUGGCUGUAUGGCAGCGUUUUCUUGGACAGAAGGCAUCAACACUGCUUACAAGCAGGGCAAUCUCACCAAGGCCCGGAACCUGAUCAAAGAGGCUUGUGAUGAAAGCACAUCUCAGCUGGAAAAGGGCCAGCUUCUUAGCAUCUCCUCAGCCAACGGAGACCUGGAAACAGUGCGCUAUCUGCUCACUGAGAGGAGGGUGCAGCUGUCCACAGAGCCUAAUGAUGACAACCCUGCCGUGGAAGCCACACAUUUCGGACACACUGAGGUUGUGCAGGAGCUGCUGGAGUCCUUGCCAGGUCCCUGUAGCUUCCAGCGGCUGCUAAACUGGAUGCUAGCCUUGGCUUGCCAGAGAGGCCACCUGGAAAUUGUCAAGCUUCUCAUCCUGACACACGGUGCAGACCCAGAGAGCUAUGCAGUCCGGAAGAAUGAGUUCCCGGUCAUUGUACACCUGCCCCUCUAUGCGGCAAUCAAAUCAGGGAAUGAAGAUAUUGCCAUAUUCCUGCUUCAGCAUGGGGCUUUUUUCUGCUCUUACAUCCUACUGGACAGUCCUAAGCCCAGCAAACAUAUCCUCAGGAAAUAUUUCAUAGAAGCCAGUGCCUUGUCCAAUGGUUGUCCAGGAAAAGUGGCGCUUCGUGUGAAGUGGUCCCACCUCAAGUUGCCCUGGGUGGACCUCGACUGGCUGAUAGACAUCUCCUGCCAGAUCACAGAGCUGAACCUUUCUGCCAACUGCCUAGCCUCCCUGCCCUCGGUCAUCCCCUGGGGACUCAUCAAUCUCCGGAAGCUGAACCUGGCAGACAACCACCUGGGGGAGCUGCCUCGCGUGCAGUCCUCAGAUGAGAUCAUCUGCUCAAGGCUCCUGGAAAUUGACAUUUCUGGUAAUAAGUUGCCACAUCUGCCAAUUGGAUUUUUGUACCUCUCCAAACUUCAGAAACUGAUUGCUUCGAAAAAUUAUUUAGAAAAACUAUUUGAGGAAGAAAAUGUCACUAACUGGAUUGGUUUACGGAAACUACAAGAACUUGAUAUCGCUGACAAUAAAUUGACAGAACUCCCUGUGCUUUUCCUUCAUUCCUUCAAGUCACUCGCUUGCCUGAAUGUCUCCAAAAACAACCUGAAGGCAUUUCCAGAUCCUUGGGCCUGCCCACUGAAAUGUUGUAAAGCAUCCAAAAAUGCCCUGGAGUCUCUGCCAGACAAAAUGGCUGUUUUUUGGAAAAAUCAUCUCAAGGAUGUGGAUUUUUCAGAAAAUGCACUAAAAGAAGUUCCCUUGGGACUCUUCCAGCUUGAUGCUCUGAUGUUCUUGAGGCUACAGGGAAACCAGCUGAGAACACUACCACCUCAGGACAAGUGGACCUGCAAGCAACUCAAAACCCUAGAUCUCUCCAGAAACCAACUCGGAAAAAAUGAAAAUGGAGUUAAAACAAAGCAUAUUUCGUUUUUCACCACCAGAGGCCGUCAGCGUUCAGGCACCGAGACCGGCUAUGUGCUAGAAUUCCCAGCCUUCCUCAGCGAAUCUCUGGAAGUCCUAUGUCUGAAUGACAAUCAUCUGGAUGUGGUUCCCCCAUCAGUUUGCCUAUUGAGAAACUUAUCAGAGCUCUACCUGGGAAACAAUCCUAGCCUCCAGGAGCUUCCUCAGGAGCUGGGGCAGCUGGGGAACCUUUGGCAGUUGGACACCGAAGACCUACACAUUGUUAAUGUGCCUGCAGAGAUCCAGAAAGAAGGCCCCAAAGCAAUGCUGUCUUACCUGCGUGCUCAGCUGCGGAAAGCAGAGAGAUGCAAGCUGAUGAAGAUGAUCAUUGUGGGUCCCCCCCGACAGGGAAAAUCCAUCCUCCUGGAGAUCUUACAGGCUGGAAAAGCUCCCCAGAUGGUGCACAGUGAGGCCACCAUCAGAACUACCAAGUGGGAGCUUCAGAGGCCAACUGGAUCAAAAGCCAAGAUUGAGUCUGUGGAGUUCAAUGUCUGGGAUAUUGGCGGCCCAGCCAGCAUGGCCACAGUCAACCAGUGCUUCUUCACAGACAAGGCCUUGUACAUAGUCGUGUGGAACCUGGCGCUGGGUGAGGAGGCCGUGGCCAGCCUCCAGUUCUGGCUGCUGAACAUCGAGGCCAAGGCCCCAAACUCCGUGGUGUUGGUGGUGGGAACACACCUGGAUUUAAUUGAAACUAAAUUCCGAGUGGAGAGGAUCGCAACGCUCCGGGCUUAUGUGCUGGCUCUCUGCCGCUCACCCUCAGGAGCCAGAGCCACAGGCUUCCCAGACAUCACCAACAAGAACCUAUAUGAACUGUCCUGUAAAAGCCUGGAGGGUCACGAGGGGCUGCGGCAGCUGAUCUUCCAUGUUACCUGCAGCAUGAAGGAUGUGGGCAGCACCAUUGGUUGUCAGCGCCUAGCUGGCAGGCUGGUUCCCAGGAGCUACCUGAGUCUCCAGGAAGCUGUGCUGGCGGAGCAGCAUUGGCGCAGCCAGAGCAACACUGUCCAGUACUUGACAGACAAGCAGCUGGACCAACUCGUGGAGCAGACCCCAGGAAAUGACAUCAAAGACUAUGAGGACCUUCAGGCUGCCAUCAAAUUCCUUAUAGAAACUGGUACGCUCUUGCACUUCCCGGACACAAGCCAUGGCCUGCGGAACCUCUACUUCCUGGACCCCAUUUGGCUGUCUGAAUGCCUGCAGAGGAUUUUCAACAUAAAGAGCUCUAGGUCUGUAGCCAAGAAUGGAGUGAUCCGGGCAGAGGACCUCAGGAUGCUGCUGAUGGGCACUGGCUUCACACAGCAGACUGAAGAGCAGUACUUCCAGUUCCUGGCCAAGUUUGAAAUUGCCCUGCCAGUUGCCAAUGACAGCUACCUCUUGCCUCACCUCCUUCCCUCCAAGCCUGGCCUGGAUACUCACGGCAUGCGACAUCCCACAGCCAACACCAUCCAGAGGUUGUUUAAGAUGAGCUUCGUUCCCAUUGGCUUCUGGCAGAGGUUUAUAGCUCGGAUGCUGAUCAGUUUGGCAGAGAUGGACCUCCAGCUUUUUGAAAACAAGAAGAAUACUAAAAGCAGGAGCCGAAGAGUGACCAUUUACAGCUUUACAGGGAACCAGAGGAACCGCUGCAGCACGUUCAGAGUGAGAAGAAAUCAGACCAUCUAUUGGCAGGAAGGGCUCCUGGUCACUUUUGAUGGAGGCUACCUCAGCGUGGAGUCCUCUGAUGUGAACUGGACAAAGAAAAAGAGUGGCGGGAUCAAAAUCAUCUGCCAGUCAGAAAUGAGGGACUUCUCGGCAAUGGCUUUCAUCACGGAUCAUGUCAACUCCUUGAUUGAUCAGUGGUUUCCCGCCCUAACAGCAACUGAGAGUGAUGGGACCCCCCUCAUGGAGCAGUAUGUACCCUGCCCAGUCUGCGAGGCAUCCUGGACUGGGAGCACUGACCAAAGUGAGAUGGAGGAGGGUGUGCACUACUUUGACAUGGAAGACUGUGUGCUGACUGCCAUCGAACAGGACUUCAUCUCCUGCCCCAGACACCCAGACCUCCCCGUGCCCCUGCAGGAACUAGUGCCGGAGCUGUUCAUGACCGACUUUCCAGCCAGGCUCUUCCUGGAGAACAGGAAGCUGGAGCACAGUGAGGAUGAGAGCAGCAUCCUGGGCCAAGGUGGGAGCGGCACCGUCAUCUACCAGGCUCACUACCAAGGCCAGCCAGUGGCUGUAAAACGGUUUAAGAUCAAGAAGUUCAAGAACUUCACCAAUGUCCCAGCAGACACCAUGCUACAGCACCUGCGGGCUACAGACGCCAUGAAGAACUUCUCAGAAUUCCGGCAGGAGGCCAGCAUGCUUCAUGCCUUGCAGCACCCUUGCAUCGUCUCGCUCAUUGGCAUCAGCAUCCACCCGCUCUGCUUCGCUCUGGAGCUCGCGCCACUGGGCAGCCUCAACACCGUGCUAUCAGAGAAUGCCAAAGACUCCUCCUUUAUGCCCCUGGGACAUAUGCUCACCCACAAAAUAGCCUAUCAGAUUGCCUCUGGUCUGGCCUACCUGCACAAGAAAAACAUCAUCUUCUGUGACUUGAAGUCAGACAACAUCCUGGUCUGGUCCCUGGAUGUACAAGAGCACAUCAACAUCAAAUUGUCUGACUAUGGCAUCUCCCGGCAAUCCUUCCAUGAGGGUGCCCUGGGCGUAGAGGGCACACCUGGCUACCAGGCUCCAGAAGUCAGGCCUCGUAUUGUGUAUGAUGAGAAGGUGGACAUGUUCUCCUACGGGAUGGUACUCUAUGAGUUGUUGUCAGGACAGCGGCCUGAGCUGGGCCACCACCAGCUCCAGAUUGCCAAGAAGCUAUCCAAGGGUAUUCGUCCAGUGCUGGGACAGCCAGAGGAAGUGCAGUUCCACCGCCUUCAGACACUCAUGAUGGAGUGCUGGGACACCAAACCUGAGAAGCGGCCCAUUGCCCUGUCCGUGGUGAGCCAAAUGAAGGAUCCAACCUUUGCAGCCUUCAUGUACUUGCUGCCCUGUGGGAAGCAGACGUCAUUCUUCUCAUCUCAGGGCCAGGAGUACAACGUGGUGUUCUGGGAUGGGAAAGAAGAAUCCAGGAACUACACCGUGGUGAACACAGAAAAGGGCCUUCUGGAAGUGCAGAGGAUGAGCUGUGUGGGGAUGAAGCUGAGCUGUCAGCUCAAGUUCCAGAGUUCUCUGUGGACAGCGACGGAGGACCAGAAGAUCUACAUCUACAGCCUCAAAGGCAUGUGUCCUUUAAACAUGCCCCAGAGGGCUCUGGACAUUCCAGCCGUAGUCACCUGUUUCCUGGCCGUGCCUGUUAUAAAAAAGAACUCCUACCUAGUGUUGGCCGGCCUGGCAGAUGGGCUUGUGGCUGUGUUUCCUAUGGCACGAGGAAGUGUCCCAGAUGACAGCUGCUCCUACCUAUGUUCCCACACAGCCAACAGGUCCAAGUUCAGCAUCCCAGAUGAGGACGCGAGGCAGAACCCCUACCCUGUGAGGGCCAUGGAAGUGGUCAACAGCGGCUCUGAGGUCUGGUACACCAACGGGCCAGGCCUGCUGAUCGUCAACUGCUUCACCCUGGAGAUCUGCCAGCGGCUAGAGCCCUACUUAGCCCCUUCAGUGGUCACUUCAAUUACAUGCAGCUCUGACUGCGGGGGUGAGGAGGUUGUCUGGUGCCUGGAUGACAAAGCCAACUCAUUGGUCAUGUACCACUCAGGCACUUAUCAGCUGUGUGCCCGGUACUUCUGCGGAGACCCCAACCCCUUGCAGGACAAGUUUCUGGUGCACCCAGUAGGCCUGGAGCCAGCAGGCAACCUAGAAGCCAGCCUACAGAAGCCCAAGGGAGAUGGUCUGGCAGAUGUGAGCAUCAUGUACAGUAAAGAGCUUGGUACUCAGAUUCUGGCCCACCAGGACUCAAUGACGGACUACUGUUCCAUGUCCUCUCCCUCUGCCUCCCCACCCCACCAGACUGCCUGGUCCCCCACAAGCCUGCCCAGCUCCCCAGUAAGCUCUUACAACAUGCCAUUCUCCAGUGACUAUGAGGACCCAGAGAGGCAGUAUGAUCCUGGUGCUUACUCAGACCCAUCUGAGCAGGACCUGAAUACUGUGAUCAGGGCUACCUUUAGCCAGCACCUACAGGCCAUGAAGAUUCUCACUGUGAAAGACCUCAUUUGGGUUCCCAGGCAUGGUGGAGAUAUUCUCAUAAUCGGCCUGGAGAAGGAGUCGGGUGUCCAGCAGGGCCGAGUUAUUGCUUUGCUAAAGGCUCGGGAACUGGCUCUGCAUGGGGUACUUGUGGACGCAGCUGUGGUGGCCAAAGACAUCGUGGUGUGUGGCUUUGAAAACGAGAACUCGGAGUGGUGCCUGGCUGUCUGGAGGGGUUGGGGUGCCAGAGAGUUUGACACUUUUUACCACUCCUAUGAGGAGCUAAGCCGCCUGGAAAGCUGUACACGCAAGAGAAGGUAGCACCUGGGGAAGGUGCACUCAAUGGCUGACUGCUCCAGCCACCAAGCCUGCUGGAAGACGGGCCUCCAGGCCCAGAAGAUGGACUGAGUACUCCCAAACUGCCUGCUGCUGAAAACUGCUGGGAAGUUCCUGACUAGGCAGGUGCUCAGGGUAAUCAAUUUCUCUAGGAGACAGUCUUUGGGACACUCCUGGCUUCCCAUGUUGGUUUUAAAUUCUUAAGGGAAGAAGGAACUGACUGGGAGCUGCUUCCAUGAUCUCCUCGAUCCAGGGGCACAGGAGGAGCUCAUUCAGAGCUGGAUCUCUGUAGAAGUGGGCUGGGCCUUCCUGGAUUAGCCAUCUUGCCCCAUUAAAUUACACUAAAGGCCCUCAGUUGGGAGCACUCAGGGCAGAACAAAGGGAAGAUCAGGCUCCCCCCACCCCCUCUCCUUCAUGGCCCCAAGCUCUCAGCACAAUUCACAGCCUUCUGCUUCCCCAGGGCCCAGGCCCCGACUUGGCAGGCUGAUAUCCAAUGUCCCCAGAUUCAGAGAGUCUUAUGUGAGAAAGCCCCCAAGGACCCUUGACAGAAGCAUUGCCCAACUCACUGAUGAAUGAAUUCCUUUAAGGGACACAGCUGGGAAGCCCAGUAGAGCCAGGGCCAGAGUCCCCUUUAGGCCCUUUACAUUCUUCUCCAGCCACAGAAAGAAGCGGUACCUCAAGCUGUAGGAUUCCAGCCUGUAUUAUAGCUUUGUAAAAUAAACUCCGAUGCAGCAAGAA